Molecule: messenger RNA, 1101 nt
Organism: Durusdinium trenchii
Lineage: Eukaryota; Dinophyceae; Suessiales; Symbiodiniaceae
Source: the annotation of a GenBank genome assembly
AUGAUUUGCUUUGACCGAAAGAGUGCUUGGAGCAUUCCUUUGGUGCUUUCGAAGCACAAUUUCCUGGAGAGCAUCUUUGGGGCCUUCCUGAUCAUCAUGAAUGCCACCAUGCAGGUCCUGUUCACAGUCAUCAUCAUGUCUCCGGACUUCUUGGGAGAGGGCCUUUCCGUGCAGGAUGCGCGCACCUGGCGUCUCAGGUUCGCGCACGAUCUCGAUUUCGUUGGCCUGGACCAGAGGAAUUUGGCUUCGAUCGUAUGCGACGAGGACGGUGCCUUGAUCUUCUCGACAGCUCAAGUGGCUCAGCUGGUGGAUAUCAACAACUACUUGGGACUUGACAAGUUGUCCUUUGAGCUGCCCAAUUUCCAGUCUCUCGGCACAUCCUUUUGGCCUGGCAUGUUGCUCGCAGUGCUUUGCAUCCUUCUCUGGAACAUUUGCAUCUUUGCCGAGCUGCGGAGCGUGUGGUAUGUUCUGAGAGGCUUGUCGUGGCAGCGGAUCUCGAUCAUGACACUCGUGUGUGUGGGGCGUGCAGUGGUAGCGGGUGCCCUGCUGAUCUCAGGCACCAUCUGGCUGGGCAACACAACAUCCAUUACGGAGCUCAUGUUGAACUCGGUUGCCCUAGAGGCUGUCCUCCACAUUGACGAGUUUAUAUGUCGGGCUCUGGUGCCAACCAGCCUGCAGCAGAAGAUCAAGAGGCUGCCGCCAAUGCAAGUGAGGAGGAGCCGACGCUGGCCGAGUGUCGAAAAUGUUCUCCUCGCUUGUAUGCUCGCGGCUGCGCUUUUGGUGCCCUACAUGAUUGUGCUUGCGCCCCUCAGAGCGACCAUGCUCUCCGUGAAGAGAGAGAUGUGUGGAGGGCUUGUUGAUUUUGUCAUCACUGGGACGUCAGGCCAGAUGUAUACGGCAUUGUCUGCGAGCGCAGGGGCAGUGACCUCUGCAGAAGUCAGAAAUGCGGAGCUCGCAGUUCACGAAAUUCUUUCUGGCGAAGCCACAAAGAAUGGGAGACCAAAGUAUUCAAUCUGGGAGGGGGGGGUCAUUCGGAUUAUUGGUUGCUCGCAGAAAUCAGGUAUACCCAGAUUUCAAGAAAGAGUUCUACGUUUGUCGUGA